AAUGCAACAGCAACAACAGCAACGUCGAAUGUUCACAGCUGCCUUCCUGGCACUUGUUUUCAUUCUGGCAGCUGUGACUACCACCGAGGCUGGCAAAAAAGAGAAACCAGAGAAAAAGGCGAAGAAGUCCGACUGUGGAGAAUGGCAGUGGAGCGUCUGUGUGCCCACCAGUGGUGACUGUGGCCUGGGGACACGCGAGGGCACUCGCACAGGAGCUGAGUGCAAGCAAACCACCAAGACUCAGAAGUGUAAGAUUCCCUGCAACUGGAAGAAGCAAUUUGGAGCGGAGUGCAAAUACCAGUUCCAGGCCUGGGGAGAAUGUGACUUGAAUACUGCCUUGAAGACUCGAACCGGGAACCUAAAGAGAGCCCUUCAUAAUGCUGACUGCCAGAAGACCGUCACAAUCUCAAAGCCCUGUGGGAAGCUUACCAAACCCAAACCUCAAGAAUCCAAGAAGAAGAAAAAGGAAGGCAAGAAACAAGAGAAGAUGCUGGAUUAAUGGAGCCAACUUGGGCAAUGUGAGAAAGGGACAUCAGCAAACAUGAUCAGUUAACAGUUUCAUUUAUACCUAGGCAUUUUAUCCUAAAAUUAUUUAUAGCUUAAUGGUACCAUAGAAAGAAACAAACAAACACAGAAAAAAAAAAUCCUUUUUUUAUUACUUUAGUAUUUUUAAUGUAUAACCCUAACAACAAUUUUUAGAGGCCUGUAAUAAAGGACUCCAAACUCAUUUAGAAAAUUAUGUCUAUUGUAUAUUGAUCAAUGUAGAGGUUUUAAAGAUAUUUUUUUUCUCAAGUCUUGCCAUAGGUCUCAAUCUGGUAAUUACUCCAUGCGAGCAGAACCUGAACCUGUGUGGAGCUGUGCUGAAGCCAGUGGUGCCCUGUGUGAACAUAGGAGUCUGGCUGGAUGCAAUUAUAUUUAAGAUUGGGACCUUAUAUCCGAAAAAACCCAGACUUGUUUCUUAAGUUCUUACUAUAUCUGGACAACUGUAUUGAAAUUAUUUGUUUAAGGAAAGGAUGGGGGCAUUUUGUAGAGUAUUUACAGGGAUAGAAUUUUUUUGGAUGUGUGGUGAAUGUUCAUUCCAAAAUGCCACCAUUUCCAGGUAAAAACCAGUAGUACUCGUAUCCUUGGCCAUAUUUGGGAUGUCAGCAGUAAAAAUUCUGAAAUCUUUCAACAGUUGGACAUAGAAGAGUGCUAAUUUUUCACGAUUUUCUAGCAAUGAUUUUU
Molecule: messenger RNA, 1224 nt
Organism: Nipponia nippon (crested ibis)
Lineage: Eukaryota; Metazoa; Chordata; Aves; Pelecaniformes; Threskiornithidae
Source: RefSeq, a predicted model, not a curated record